AUGUCAAAGAUUGAAGAGAUCGACACGCGUGUUAAAGCAUACUUAUACGAUAUUGGCUACCACAGAUGGUCUCGAGUACAUGCUACAGUGAACAGAACUUGGACCAUGACAUCAAACAUUACAGAGUCAUUGAAUGCGGUAACAAGAGAUGCAAGAGAGCUGCCGAUAAUAGAACUAUUAGAGUACAUGAGGACUCUUCUUGAACGUUGGACUAAUGAAAAGUUAUUGAAAGCAAAGGGUACAUUCACAUACCUUGGGAAAAAAUACAACAAAGAGCUGGAGGACAACAGAACAUUGUUGCAGAAGCUUAGAGUGAAGGCUUCAACAGAUCACAUCUAUACAGGGAUAGAUGUUGUGAAGCGCUAUAUUCUUGAUGAACUUCCUUGUGCACAUGCUUUGGCUGCUUUAAGGCACAUGAAUGAGUCUUAUGAAAACUAUUGUUCUCCUUAUUACACGAGGGAGAGCCUCUUGCAUACUUAUGAAAUACCAGUAGACCCGCUGCCUGAUGAAAGCAAAUGGAAUGUGCCACAACAUAUAGCUGAAGAAGUUUUAAUCCACCUACCGGGAAAAGACAGUCAGGAAGACCUCAAAAACAAAGAUACAGAACAUAUGAUGAAGUAA
This is a messenger RNA of Nicotiana attenuata, 621 nucleotides long. RefSeq lists its product as uncharacterized. The record is from RefSeq and is a predicted model, not a curated record. The transcript has 3 exons. Lineage: Eukaryota; Viridiplantae; Streptophyta; Magnoliopsida; Solanales; Solanaceae. The coding region runs from base 1 to 621 and encodes 206 amino acids.